UAUUAAGCUUAACCCACCUUACUCUCUCCCAUGCAUUCCCAAAAUCCAUUGCUAGAAUCAUAACCUGGAUUCAACGCCAUGAACUUUUCGCUGACUUCAAGCCUAAACAGUGUAGCUCUACCUAAACCUUUUCUUUCUCACAGCCAUAGACACGACCACCACCAUGAACGCAAACCCACUAUUAAGCUGUCUUUAAUUACAUGCAGAUCAGCCACUAAUUACGAGUCAUCAUUUACUUAUAAGGUGAAGGAUGGAGAAAAUGAGAGCACCAAUUUCUACAAGCUGCUUAGUCUAAAUCCCAAUAUUAAUACAAGCAAAGAUGAGAUAAAGAAAGCUUAUAGAAGCAUGGCUCUUCGAUAUCAUCCAGACGUUUGCCAUGAUCCUUCCAUUUCUUCCACCAAGGAAUUUGUUCGACUGAAUCAGGCUUACAAGACGCUAUCGGAUCCGGUGUUGCGCGAAGAAUACGAUUACGAAUUGGGUUUGAAAAUUUGUGUUGGUACUACUAGGGUUGGUUUCAAGAUGGAUAAUAUAAGAAACCAUGGCGUUGGUGCAGCACAAAAUAGAUGGCGACAACAAGUUCUUGAGUUGAAGAGGAAGUCCAACUGCCGUAUGGCACAGAAGGAAGGGUCGUGGGCAAGCAGAAUGAGGAGGGCUCAUAAUAUUUCUACCAUGGACUAGCUUUGCUUUUGCACGAGAUAUGAUUUUAGCACUCCAAAAAUUACUUCUCACCCUUCUCGAAGCUCACAAACACGAGAAGUGUAAGGGGAUUUAAGGGUUGUUUUUGGAGUGCCAAAAUCAUUCUUGCUUCUAUAGAAUUCAUUGAGCUUCUCUGAUUGUUUUUUAUUUGAUGUAAACGGGUGACCCCUUUUGUAUGUUUUGUCUUUAUUAAAAUCUCAUUUAAUUAA
This is a messenger RNA of Prunus persica (peach), 905 nucleotides long. RefSeq names its product chaperone protein dnaJ 20, chloroplastic. Gene Ontology annotation, cellular component: chloroplast. Lineage: Eukaryota; Viridiplantae; Streptophyta; Magnoliopsida; Rosales; Rosaceae. Bases 79 to 678 code for a protein of 199 amino acids. The record is from RefSeq and is a predicted model, not a curated record. The transcript has a single exon.